AUGUGGGCCAGAGGUUGGACCUACCACCAAAAAAUUCAACCUGGUUACUUACGAUUUCAAAACGCAAAGAAACCUCGACCUUUUUGCUUAUUUGAGUCUAAUAGAAUUUCUAUAUCAAGGGUUAUGGUCAUUGAUAAAGAUAGAACUCUUUUGGAUCGAUAA
This is a messenger RNA of Cetraspora pellucida, 162 nucleotides long. NCBI's taxonomy places the organism in Eukaryota, Fungi, Glomeromycota, Glomeromycetes, Diversisporales, Gigasporaceae. The record is from the annotation of a GenBank genome assembly.